Messenger RNA from Marchantia polymorpha subsp. ruderalis, 1059 nucleotides. The record is from the annotation of a GenBank genome assembly. NCBI's taxonomy places the organism in Eukaryota, Viridiplantae, Streptophyta, Marchantiopsida, Marchantiales, Marchantiaceae.
UCUAAUAGAGCAUAUGCUCGAUCUACACUAAAUAUAUAUUCAAAUAUAUAAGAUACUGAAAAGUUCUACUGUGAUGAUUUUCAUUGGGUGAUGACUUUUGCCGCUUCUGAAGUCCGAAUUAGUCAAAUGUUCACCUGCCCCUCACGCUAUAAAUACAUCGAGCUUUGCUGGAAGUAGGCAAUCUCACUCUUCAACUCUCAGAGGUCCCUCUUGAUACUCAGAAAGCUUUUGAAUGCAGAUAUCAAAGAUGGAUUCUAAGGUAAUUCAAGUGGCAACAAUGUUACUCCUGUUUUCUCACCUUUGUGCAGCAGAACAAUGUGGACGACAAGCAGGGAAUGCAGUGUGUCCCAACAACCUUUGCUGCAGCCAGUGGGGCUAUUGUGGAACUACAUCAGACUACUGUGGAACCAACUGCCAAAGCGGACCAUGCACUGGCAGCUCUCCUCGUCCUCCACCUCCUCCUCCUCCUUCCGGCACUCCUCCCGGCACGAAGACCGGGGAAGCUUCGUAUUAUACAGCUCCCUUCGUUCCCUCCGCGUGUUUUGGAGACAAUGCAGGUCAGUUUCCCUCCAAUAAUUACUUUGCUGCGGGAGGUGACGGAGCACCCAACAUCUGGAACAAUAGUGCAAACUGUGGAAAAUGGUUCAAGAUCAAAUGCACAGGCAAUGGCUGCACCAGCUCAGCUACCAUCUCUGUCAAGAUAGUGGAUCGUUGCCCUAAUGGAUGUGUAGGUGGGCGAGCAUUUGAUUUGUCCAACACAGCAUUUGCAGCCAUAGCAAAUCUAGACGUCGGACAUAUCACUGUCACCUACUCCGGUCCAUAUAACAGCCCGUAGUUACAUGACGAACUUAAAAUGGAGUGUUCUCGUAAAACGUCGGGAUAUCUUCUCAAAACGGGGAAUCUGCAAUGUCCUCCUCAACUUCCUCUUUGCAUCAGAGGAAUUGCACUGUUUCGACCCUUGAAUUGGUUUUGGGUUGACAGCAAAUAAAUCGUCUACAUCGUUAUAAUAAAAGGCAGGAUCGAAUUCAGUUUGUCUCUCCUGCAAUUUAUUCUCUUCCA